AUGGAGGGCAACCGCAACCCGGAGGUUCAGCGAGUGCUGGCAGCGCUGAACAGCCUUUCUCACCAGCAACAGCAAACGCAAUAUCAAACACAGCAGCAUUCUCUAUAUGCCAGUAUCUCUCAUGAGAAUCAAGCUCUGUUUCAAUUAAAUCCUCCCAAGAUCGCGCCAGCAAACAUACCGGGCCCUCGCCUACAUCCUCAACCCCAUCCUUACGACAGAUCCAUGACUCCUCCGUUUCAUGGUCACCAGCAGUCACCUCCAGCUACUCAAACCCAGCAUCAGACUAGGAUGUCAGUCGCCCGUGAAUCAGCAGAAUCUCUUCGCAGUAAAACGUCGACACCCAAGUAUGACACUCCGGAUGCAUCGAGCAUCACUACCUGGCCGGCAGCGUUAAAACAUGUCACUCGCCAUCUCGUUCCGAACGAGAAGGUCGCAAACAGGGUCAAACAUCUGAUUCACGAGCAACACAAGCACGAGCAAGAAUGGUGGGCCGGUCGUGAAGCCAUCGUUGAACGACAGCAAGGGAGGCCAGGCACUUCGGAACAAGUUUCGGCUAUAUUGAAGUCACUUGGUGCCAAUGUGCCGGCCGGUGCGAAAGAGCCGUCGUCGCCAGAUGCCGCACAGCAGCAGGCGAACGAAGCAGAACUCAAAGCCUACGAUGAGAAGGUCUACAAGGCAUUGUGUGCUAUGACUGCGGAUUUCGACAGACAACUCAGGGAAAUGGGCGUCCCGUUCUAUGCUAUCAAGCAUGAGUUGGUGAUCAUGGAGGAUGGCCCCGAGGAGACCCCGGGUCAGCACAGAGGGAAAAUUGAUAGAGGUGAGCUGAGAGAGUUGCAGAAGAGGAUGUGUCAGACUUUGGAGGAUCUGUUCGGGGAUGGAGAAUGA
Molecule: messenger RNA, 885 nt
Organism: Cladophialophora carrionii CBS 160.54
Lineage: Eukaryota; Fungi; Ascomycota; Eurotiomycetes; Chaetothyriales; Herpotrichiellaceae
Exons: 1
Coding region: 1-885 (294 amino acids)
Source: RefSeq, a predicted model, not a curated record